UACCUUGACACGUCACGUCCGUGAAUAAAAGGAUCAAGUUUCGAAGAAAUAUUCAGCAUUGACUUUUUUUCAUCCACCAUGUCUCGUCUUUCUAGACGUCCUUCACACUCGCAGUCGCGUCGUGUUCUUUCUUCUCUUUCUUUCGCUUUUUUCGCUCUAUUAGCCGUUCUUACUUUCUGUUCACCUGCUGUCAGAGCUGAGGAGUCCAACUCCGAGUAUGGAACUGUGAUUGGUAUUGACUUGGGUACAACUUAUUCAUGUGUCGGAGUUCAACGUGGAGGCCGAGUUGAAAUCAUCGCCAACGACCAGGGUCACCGUAUUACACCGUCAUGGGUUUCUUUCGCUGACGAAGAACGUCUCAUCGGAGAUUCAGCAAAGAAUGCAUAUGCUUCCAACCCCUCAAACACGGUUUUCGAUGCUAAACGUCUUAUUGGACGUAAAAUGGACGACCAAGAUAUUGCUCGUGAUAUCAAGCACUGGCCUUUCGAGGUUCGCGAAAAGGGUGGUAAACCUGUCAUCUCGGUAUCCCACAAGGGAGAAAAGCGCGAUUUUACCCCUGAGGAAAUUUCUGCGAUGGUUCUCACCAAGAUGAAGGAGACUGCUGAGGCGUACUUGGGCGAGAAAGUCACCCACGCCGUCGUCACUGUGCCUGCUUACUUCAACGAUGCUCAGCGUCAAGCCACCAAGGACGCAGGUACUAUCGCUGGCCUUCAAGUCUUGCGUAUCAUCAACGAGCCUACUGCCGCCGCUAUCGCCUACGGUCUCAACAAAAAGGGUGGUGAAUCUCAAAUCAUCGUAUAUGAUCUUGGAGGAGGAACCUUCGAUGUUUCUCUCCUCUCGAUCGACGACGGUGUCUUCGAAGUUUUGGCUACUGCUGGUGACACUCAUCUUGGAGGAGAGGAUUUCGAUAACCGUGUCAUUGACUAUCUCGUCAAGUCAUACAAGAAGAAGACCGGGACCGACGUCUCCAAGAACCUUCGCGCUCUCGGUAAACUCAAGCGUGAGGUCGAAAAAGCCAAGCGAAUUCUCAGUAGCCAACAGAGUACCAGAAUUGAGAUUGAAAGUUUCGAAGAUGGAAACGAUUUCUCGGAAACUCUCACUCGUGCCAAGUUCGAAGAACUCAACAUGGAUCUGUUCCGAAAGACGAUGAAGCCUGUUGAACAGGUCCUCAAGGAUGCCAACGUUAAGAAAGAUGACAUUGACGAGAUUGUCCUCGUCGGUGGUUCUACGCGUAUUCCCAAGGUCCAACAGCUCCUCAAAGAAUAUUUCGGUGGCAAGGAGCCUUCCAAGGGUAUCAACCCUGAUGAGGCCGUUGCUUACGGUGCCGCAGUUCAGGGAGGUAUCCUCUCUGGUGCUGAAGGAACUGCCGACGUCGUACUCGUUGAUGUCUGCCCCCUCACUCUUGGUAUCGAGACCACCGGUGGUGUUAUGACAAAACUCAUUCCUCGUAACACUGUGAUUCCCACCCGGAAAUCUCAAAUUUUCUCAACCGCUGCCGACAACCAGCCAACUGUCUUAAUUCAAGUGUUUGAGGGUGAACGUACUCUUACGAAGGACAACAACCUUCUUGGCAAGUUCGAGCUUUCCAGCAUCCCUCCUGCCCCUCGUGGUGUUCCUCAAAUCGAAGUCACCUUCGAGAUCGACGCAAACGGUAUCAUGAAAGUUGGAGCCGCCGACAAGGCAACUGGCAAAUCCGAAUCCAUCACCAUCACCAACGAAAAGGGUCGUCUUUCUCAAGAGGAAAUCGACCGCAUGGUCGCCGAUGCUGAGAAAUUCGCUUCUGAGGAUGAGGCUCAGCGCAAGAGGAUCGAGUCUCUCAACUCGCUCUCUACAUUCGUUUACGGAUUGAGGACCCAGGUCAAUGAUGAGGAGGGUAUGGGUGGCAAGAUCAGUUCCGAGGACAAGAAGACCCUGCUCGCCACUAUCAAAGAAACCACCGAAUGGAUUGACGAGAACGGUGUUUCUGCUACGGCUGAAGACCUAGAGGAGAAGCUUGCUGAGGUCCAAGGUAUCGUCAACCCCAUUACCACAAAGAUGUACAGUGGUGGCGGACCUUCUUACGGUGAAGAUGAUGACGAUGAAGCUACGAGAGAUCACGAUGAACUUUGAGAAGCUGUUGCAGUAUUUCGCGUUAUGUCAUUAGUUUCCGUAUGAAACUGGCACGACACGCUGGGAAUGGGGGGAAAGUCGCUUCGCGAUUGUGCACUUGGGGGGGAGCUUAAUUUAUUCAAUCAUUGUCAACGACGAGAUAUCUCGUUCUUCCUGCCCCAUAUCAUUUGCAUUCUCCUGGACGUAGCCAAAAAUUUCUGAAGUGGAUUGUGAUUUAUCUUAUUUUCUACUACAUAAAAUAGAAAUGGAUUUCAACCCGAACUCUGAAUGGAAAAUAAUUAAUGACACUCCAAUUUUCAUUCAAA
Lentinula edodes (shiitake mushroom) is the source of this 2414-nucleotide messenger RNA. Its product is annotated as heat shock protein 70 family. Gene Ontology annotation, molecular function: ATP binding; misfolded protein binding; ATP-dependent protein folding chaperone. Gene Ontology annotation, cellular component: endoplasmic reticulum chaperone complex; membrane; nucleus. The transcript is spliced from 9 exons. Gene Ontology annotation, biological process: protein refolding; cellular response to unfolded protein; endoplasmic reticulum unfolded protein response. The coding region runs from base 79 to 2109 and encodes 676 amino acids. NCBI's taxonomy places the organism in Eukaryota, Fungi, Basidiomycota, Agaricomycetes, Agaricales, Omphalotaceae. The record is from RefSeq and is a predicted model, not a curated record.